GAUAAUAAUGAAGGAGGCAAUGAAGGAGGUGAUGAUAAUGACGAUGAUUUAUUGAAUUUUGAUGAUAGUAUUUUCGGAUUUGAAUCAAAUGUAAUAAUAAAUUUCCGUUUAAUAAGUAAUAUUGCGAUCGAUAAAUAA
Funneliformis caledonium is the source of this 138-nucleotide messenger RNA. NCBI's taxonomy places the organism in Eukaryota, Fungi, Glomeromycota, Glomeromycetes, Glomerales, Glomeraceae. The record is from the annotation of a GenBank genome assembly.